AUGUCUGGUGGUGGAUCGGGCGUGGACCCCACGGGUCACCACGCCCUGACGAUCACUACGCUUUCUCCGUCAACAACGUCCCAACCCGGUCCACGUUGGGCUGAUCAUCAAUCAAGUUGUCUCAUCCUGCCACCCAUCGACCACGGGCCAGUUUGGGCCUGUAAACCGCCAGGGAAAGGGCUUCGAGCCCUCGACCUUUCCAUCCAUGAACAAUUGAUCGGCACGGAAGAACUGCGCUUCGUAGAAGACGUCCGAAUCGAGUCUAUUAAGCAUCCACUCCUUCGUUUCACCAUGCGAGAUGGUUAUCAAUCUCUGACAAGCUCCGCGCGGGAGAGCUUGAUGACGCGGUGCUAA
Aspergillus melleus is the source of this 354-nucleotide messenger RNA. RefSeq lists its product as uncharacterized. The transcript has a single exon. Lineage: Eukaryota; Fungi; Ascomycota; Eurotiomycetes; Eurotiales; Aspergillaceae. The record is from RefSeq and is a predicted model, not a curated record. The coding region runs from base 1 to 354 and encodes 117 amino acids.